This is a messenger RNA of Dunckerocampus dactyliophorus (ringed pipefish), 1831 nucleotides long. RefSeq names its product phospholipase A2, group VII (platelet-activating factor acetylhydrolase, plasma) (gene pla2g7). The transcript has 11 exons. Gene Ontology annotation, molecular function: 1-alkyl-2-acetylglycerophosphocholine esterase activity. Bases 362 to 1552 code for a protein of 396 amino acids. Lineage: Eukaryota; Metazoa; Chordata; Actinopteri; Syngnathiformes; Syngnathidae. The record is from RefSeq and is a predicted model, not a curated record.
GACCGCGUUACGUACAUAGACACGCUAAUUAUUAGUUGUGUAACCCAGGGUCUCAAAGUUUACGAGUUAUAUGGCAUUCGUUAUUGUCAGAAAUGUAAUAAUGUGACCCAAGUGCCAUGUACAAAUAUAACUAAUUCUAGGUACUCUGCGCUUAGAGUAAACCUAUACAUGAGUCAUGCUAGCAGUAAGCUGAAGACUUUCGUUGUAGCAGGCCUAACCUGCCACAACACUCCCACUUUCAUCCGGAGACACAGUCAAAUCAUUGCUGAUGUUGCGACACUAACUGCGAAAACUUUGCCCUGUCGACUUCGAGCAGCGAUACUACUGAGAUCAGAGGAGGUAUAUCCUUGGUUUGUCCGUUAUGGGAAACGCAUUCCGUAACAACCUUCACAUUCCUCCACCUAAGGGUCCCAAUGCAGUGGGUUGCACUGACUUUAUGAUGGAUCACACAGUGCAGGGCAGCUUCUUCCGCCUUUACUAUCCUUGUCAGAGGAUGGACAAAGCUGAAAUGCCCGACUGGAUCCCCAGCAGAGAAUACUUUAACGGUCUGGCAGACUUCAUGAAAAUCAACAGGACUUUCAGUGAAAGAAUAUUCAACUUUCUCUUUGGUUCCUUUAAGAUACCAGCCUACUGGGAUGCACCAUUUAGCUGCAGUGAGAAAUGUCCAGUCGUUAUAUUUUCUCACGGCUUGGGAGCCUUCAGGACGUUGUAUUCAGCUAUAUGUACAGAACUCGCCUCUCAGGGUUUCAUCGUGGCUUCCGUGGAACACAGAGACCUGUCUGCCUCAGCCACGUAUCACUUUCGAGAAAAGAGCGAGUCAAAGAAUUCCACAAAAGAAUCCGCAUCAGACAAUCUAGUGAGGGAAUGGAUAUACUACAGAACUCUGCGGCAAGGAGAGCAAGAAUUCCCCAUCAGAAACCAGCAAGUGAUCCAAAGGGCGGAUGAAUGCGUCCGUGCUCUAGAUAGACUAGCGGACAUAAACUCAGGGCUACCGGUGAAAAAUGUCUUGCAAACACACUUUGACUGGACCACAUUGCAGAACUCCAUGGAUGUGUGCAAAGUAGCCGUGAUGGGGCAUUCCUUUGGAGGGGCAACAGCUAUAGAGGCUCUGGCUAAAGACACUAAAUUCAAGUGUGCUGUGGCGCUGGAUGCCUGGAUGUUGCCGUUACGGGACGACACCUUUCCUCAAAUAAAGCAGCCCAUCUUCUUCAUCAACUCAGAGAAGUUCCAGUGGGCUGAGAACAUUAAGUGCAUUCAAAAGUUGGACUCGUGCGACAUCCAGAGGAAAAUGAUGACUAUCAAAGGUACGGUGCACCAGGCUUUCCCAGACUUCACCUUUCUGACGGGAGACUUCAUUGGGAAGCUGAUGAAGCUGAAGAGUGACAUCAACCCAGAAAUCGCCAUCAAUCUCUGCAACAAAGCAACACUCGCCUUUUUGCAAAGACAUCUUGGUUUGGAAAAGGACUUCAAUCAGUGGGAUCCUCUGAUUGACGGGAAUGACGAAAACCUCAUUCCAGGAACUAAUGUCACCUUGCUUCAGUCGGCCAUGUGACUUGCAGUGUGCACCGGUAUAUUAUUACUCUAUGCUGCAUGAAGUACCCAGGACCUCCUCAUCAGGUGAACUGUUUAAAACAGACAAAGAUUGUUGACCAAGACUGCCAGUGUAAUUGUUUUUUUUUUUUUUAAAGAACUGACACUUUCAAAGUAUUAUUUAAAUCUUUAAUAUUAACCAGCAGUUUCUGAUAUGAUUUUAAUCAAUGCUUAUUGUAUUUCUGCAAAAAAAGUGCCUUCUAGUUUUUGUACUCAUUAGUAAAUAAAGUUUCUACCCUAA